Molecule: messenger RNA, 1683 nt
Organism: Diaporthe amygdali
Lineage: Eukaryota; Fungi; Ascomycota; Sordariomycetes; Diaporthales; Diaporthaceae
Product: nadh-ubiquinone oxidoreductase kda subunit
Exons: 5
Coding region: 1-1683 (560 amino acids)
Biological process (GO): maturation of SSU-rRNA
Cellular component (GO): nucleus; 90S preribosome
Source: RefSeq, a predicted model, not a curated record
AUGCGCGGCUACGGAUCGAUGAUUCUCGUCAAGUGGCUGGGGUUCGCAAACAAAUCUUGCUUGGUCUACGAGGGCUGCGAGGGCGAGGGCGGUUCAUUGGGAACAUUGCAGCAGAACCCCACCAUAGACCUGUUCUGGUCUAAUUGCUUGCAGGGCGGUUUGCGACGGCAUAAUCUGCCAUUCAACGGAAGUUUACAAUUGGGCCGUGAGACGACAAGGCACGACGCCUACGACAAAAUGCCGAAGCGGAAGAGAGAUGAUCUUCAGGAGAAGCUGGAGCAGCACAGCACGGCGCUCUCCCGAGCGCUGAAAGUUGCAAAGGGUUUUGAGAGACAGCGCAUGGCAAAACGGCUGCGCGAUCCCCAGUCAACCCGAGAGAAGAGAGCCAGAAUAGAGAAGGAGAUCGAGGUGCUGAAGUCACUCGACUUACACUCCGUCGCUCACGCCCAUCUCUGCUCAGCCCUGUUGAGGAUCAAGGCUGUUGCCGAAUCCCCGAGACUACCAGACGAGGUCAAGAAUGGCGUCGCAAAACCCGACAUCUCGGAGGAAGAGCGGGCGGCUCUACACAAUGUCACCAGUGGGCUCAACAAUCAGCCCAAGGUCCGGGCAACACUGGAGGCAGCCAUCGCCGACAUUUGCCGCGUCCUACAGGUACCAGUGCCCGACAAGAAGGGCAGGUUAAAGAAAGGAGACAAGAAGAAGAGCGAGCCGGCGACGAGGAAGGAGCCAGAAGAACAGCCCGCAGACAGGGCCGCGAAGAAUGCGCCGGAAGAAAAGGGGACCAAGAAUGAGGGAAAGCAUGUCAAGAGCAAAGCUUUGUCAGAGGAUCGAAACUCGGACGAUGAGGAAUCAGAAUGGGGCGGUCUGUCCGAACACGACGAUGACGAAGAGAUAGUGGAGAAGGCCCUUUCGCGCUUCGACGACAGACUCGGGGGCUUCGAUUCCGACAACGCGGAGUCUGACGGUGACGAAGAAUACGACACGGCCAACGAGGAGCUCGAUCCCAUGGAAAUCACAGAUGAGUCUGCGUCUGAGGAGUCGGACAGCGAUGAGCCAGGCUCGCAGUCUGGCGAGGAUGAGGAUGGAUCGAGCGACUCAGAGGAGGGAUCUGUGUCUGGAUCUGAGUCCGAGUCAGAGUCCGGAUCCCAAUCCGAUUCUGAUUCUGAUGUCUCCGCUAUAUCACCACCACCCAAGGCGUCGCGGAAGGAAUUGAAAAAGGUUGAACAGAUUCGGAGGGAAGGCGGAGCUCUUCCCAGCCUGAUGGGGGGUUACAUUUCCGGCUCGGAAUCCGAGGCGUCUGAUAUUGACGUGGCACCGGCUGCACGAAAGAACAGGAGAGGCCAGCGGGCUCGACAGGCGAUAUGGGAAAAGAAGUUCAAAGAAAAGGCCAAACAUCUAGCCCAAGACAAGCCCGGUCGGGACUCCGGGUGGGAUUUGAAGCGCGGCGCGGUAGACGGCAGUGAGAGGACGCCAUGGAAGAAGGGCAUCAAGACGCCGUUCGAGAAGAGAUCGGACGACCGGCACGACUGGCAGGAGUAUGCUGCCCCCGAACCCAAGCGUCCUAGGCCGCCGACGAAGAAGGACGACGAGGGCCCGUUGCAUCCCAGCUGGGAGGCACGGAAAAAGGCGAAGGAGGCGCAGGAGACGGCGGCUUUCCAAGGCAAGAAGAUCACAUUUGAUUGA